AUGGAUGCCUUGAUCCCGUUCACGACUUCGGGCUCAUUAGUGGACUUGGUCGAUAAAAAAGUCCUGGUCAUCCUGCGAGACGGGAGGAAACUGAUAGGCGUCUUCCGGAGCUAUGAUCAAUUCGCCAACUUCCUGAUCGACUCAACAGUGGAGAGAUUACAUCACAAACAGGACUUUGCGGACCGAGAUUUAGGGGUGUUAUUGAUAAGAGGAGAGAAUGUUGUCGCUUUGGGAGAAGUUGAUUUGAUAGCGGAGGAUAUGCUGCCUCUGCGGCAAGUCGCGCUAGAGGAGAUA
Messenger RNA from Dioszegia hungarica, 294 nucleotides. RefSeq lists its product as uncharacterized. The record is from RefSeq and is a predicted model, not a curated record. Gene Ontology annotation, molecular function: RNA cap binding. The transcript has 5 exons. Gene Ontology annotation, biological process: deadenylation-dependent decapping of nuclear-transcribed mRNA. NCBI's taxonomy places the organism in Eukaryota, Fungi, Basidiomycota, Tremellomycetes, Tremellales, Bulleribasidiaceae. The annotation marks the transcript as partial. Gene Ontology annotation, cellular component: Lsm1-7-Pat1 complex; P-body.